Messenger RNA from Danio aesculapii, 2813 nucleotides. It is a transcript of the gene pabpc1b, whose product is annotated as poly A binding protein, cytoplasmic 1 b. The record is from RefSeq and is a predicted model, not a curated record. Gene Ontology annotation, cellular component: ribonucleoprotein complex. The coding region runs from base 511 to 2415 and encodes 634 amino acids. Lineage: Eukaryota; Metazoa; Chordata; Actinopteri; Cypriniformes; Danionidae. The transcript has 15 exons. Gene Ontology annotation, molecular function: RNA binding.
UCCCGAAACCCCCGGCUGUUAGUGCUGUGUGAGUGCGUGUGUGCUCCGGAGCUUGCCUCGGCACACAUUAUAUAAAAAAUAAAAAAAUACAAAAAAAUUAAAAAACUUUUAAAAACUCCAAAAAAUCCUUUUUUUUUUCUUUUUUUUAUAAAUAAAAAUCGGUGAAGUGGGAUCCGGAGGCCUUGAAACAUCGCAACAACCCAGAAAGAAAAAAAAAACAGUCUGUGAGCUCUCGAAGGCCUAGCGGUUUGCUUGAUUCGUUUAAUAUUUUUGCUCGUUUUAAUUUUUUCCGUUGCCCUUAAUAUUCGUCAUUUUAAACGACCAACCGCCUGAACCCCUCCAGCGAAGUCAUCUUUUACCCGACGGAUGUAAGUUUUAACAAUUGGCGUUUUUAAAUUACCUUGACAGACAACUAACGUUAUAUUCUGACGUGGUUGAACUCAUACGUUAGCUCCGCGAAACAUAACGUACAAGAAAUUUAGCGAGUUCACCACUGCGACUGAAGAGAAAAUGAACCCCAGCGCUCCUAGUUACCCCAUGGCCUCCCUGUAUGUUGGGGACCUGCACCAGGACGUGACUGAAGCCAUGCUGUACGAGAAGUUCAGCCCGGCCGGUGCCAUCCUCUCCAUCCGCGUGUGUAGAGACAUGAUCACCCGCAGGUCGCUCGGUUAUGCCUAUGUCAACUUCCAGCAGCCUGCAGACGCUGAACGGGCUCUAGACACAAUGAACUUUGAUGUCAUCAAAGGUAGACCUGUCCGCAUCAUGUGGUCUCAGCGUGACCCUUCUCUGAGGAAGAGCGGCGUCGGAAACAUCUUUAUUAAAAACCUGGAUAAGUCUAUUGACAACAAAGCUCUUUAUGACACCUUCUCAGCGUUUGGCAACAUCCUCUCAUGCAAGGUGGUUUGUGACGAGAAUGGCUCAAAGGGCUACGGCUUUGUGCACUUUGAGACCCAGGAGGCUGCUGAAAGAGCCAUUGAGAAAAUGAACGGCAUGUUGCUGAAUGACAGAAAAGUGUUUGUCGGCCGCUUCAAGUCCCGCAAGGAGAGGGAGGCUGAGCUUGGUGCAAGAGCCAAAGAGUUUACCAACGUCUACAUUAAAAACUUUGGAGAAGACAUGGAUGAUGACAAACUUAAGGACAUCUUCAGCAAAUACGGUAAUGCUAUGAGCAUCCGUGUCAUGACUGAUGAAAAUGGGAAAUCUAGAGGCUUCGGGUUUGUGAGUUUUGAAAGGCACGAAGACGCUCAAAGGGCUGUGGAUGAGAUGAAUGGCAAAGAAAUGAAUGGAAAGCUCAUCUAUGUGGGUCGUGCUCAGAAAAAAGUGGAGCGUCAAACUGAGCUCAAGCGCAAAUUUGAACAGAUGAAGCAGGACCGCAUGACGCGCUACCAGGGUGUCAAUCUCUAUGUGAAGAACUUGGAUGAUGGUAUUGACGAUGAGCGUCUGCGUAAAGAGUUCUCUCCCUUCGGUACAAUCACCAGUGCCAAGGUCAUGAUGGACGGUGGUCGCAGUAAAGGCUUCGGUUUUGUCUGUUUCUCUUCUCCUGAGGAAGCCACUAAAGCUGUGACUGAGAUGAAUGGUCGUAUUGUAGCCACUAAGCCAUUGUAUGUGGCUCUUGCUCAGCGUAAAGAGGAACGGCAGGCUCAUCUCACCAAUCAGUACAUGCAGAGGAUGGCCAGUGUCCGUGCAGUGCCAAACCCUGUUAUCAACCCCUACCAACCUGCACCUCCAUCAGGAUACUUCAUGGCUGCCAUUCCACAGGCCCAGAACAGAGCUGCGUAUUACCCUACCAGUCAGCUGGCCCAGCUCAGACCAAGCCCUCGCUGGACCACACAAGGCGUCCGGCCUCAACACUUCCAGAACAUGCCAGGCACGAUGCGCCCGUCUGCCCCCAGACCCCAGACCUUCAGCACCAUGCGACCAGCAUCCCAGGUGCCCCGCAUGAUGUCCACUCAGCGUGUCGCUACUCAGACCAUGGGUCCACGUCCUUCCACUGCAGCUGCUGCUGCUUCUGCUCCUCCAGUGCGUGGCGUGCCUCAGUACAAAUAUGCCCCCAGUGUCCGCAACCCUCAGCAGCACAUGAACUCACAGCCUCAGGUUACCAUGCAGCAGCCUGCUGUGCAUGUGCAAGGACAGGAACCGUUGACGGCCUCCAUGCUCGCUGCUGCUCCUCCACAGGAACAGAAGCAGAUGCUGGGUGAGCGUCUCUUUCCACUUAUCCAGAAUAUGCAUCCUAGCUUGGCUGGCAAGAUCACUGGUAUGUUGCUGGAAAUCGACAAUUCUGAGCUCCUCCACAUGCUGGAGUCUCCAGAGUCCCUGCGCUCCAAGGUUGAUGAAGCUGUGGCUGUACUCCAGGCUCACCAGGCAAAAGAAGCCGCUCAGAAAACAGUCACAAACUCUACUGGUGUGCCAAGCGUCUAAGCCAAGGGUUUGCCACCUUGAAUCUUCACUGGGAGGGGAAAAAGUAAACAUCGAAAAAAACGAAAACACAGAAAACAUCGCAAAACAUCUAAAAGAAUAUUUAAAAAAGAAACUAGAAGGAGCCAGGUCUAGAGACGAGCAUUCUAGGCCUAGUUAUGGUAUUUUAAAAACUGAAUCUUAAAAAAGAGAAAAACCUACUAAAAAAGUAAAGUUCGGGGUUUAAAAAAAACUACAGUAUAGAGAAUAAACAGCCGUAAAGUGUUCCUGCAUUGUUUUAUUGCUUUUAAUUCCUGGCUAUGUCAUGUUCUUGGAAGGGAGGUUAGAACUGGCAGAACCAGCAAUGUGAAGUUAUUUUAAAUCGAAAAUAUGCUUGCUCAAAUAAAGUUCAUUUAAAUGCA